This is a messenger RNA of Carassius gibelio (silver crucian carp), 2744 nucleotides long. Its product is annotated as 14-3-3 protein gamma-1. Gene Ontology annotation, molecular function: protein kinase C binding. The record is from RefSeq and is a predicted model, not a curated record. Gene Ontology annotation, biological process: signal transduction. The coding region runs from base 141 to 884 and encodes 247 amino acids. Lineage: Eukaryota; Metazoa; Chordata; Actinopteri; Cypriniformes; Cyprinidae. Gene Ontology annotation, cellular component: cytoplasm. The transcript is spliced from 2 exons.
CUUGCACGGGCACGCGCAGACAGCAGAGAGCAGCUGCAGCGGCCAGACGAGCUCGCGCGCGCGUGCGUCCCACUGCAUAUUCACCAAAUACACCUCCUCGACCACCCAUACAGAGCUCCUGAAUUAACCGCUGUUUAAACAUGGUCGACCGCGAGCAGCUGGUUCAGAAAGCCAGACUGGCCGAGCAGGCUGAGAGGUAUGACGAUAUGGCUGCUGCCAUGAAAUCGGUAACAGAGUUGAACGAGGCCCUAUCAAACGAAGAGAGGAACCUGCUCUCUGUGGCCUACAAGAACGUGGUGGGUGCACGCCGCUCCUCCUGGCGCGUCAUCUCCAGCAUCGAGCAGAAGACCUCCGCCGACGGCAACGAGAAGAAAAUCGAAAUGGUCCGCGCUUACCGUGAAAAAAUCGAGAAAGAGCUGGAGGCCGUAUGCCAAGAUGUGCUCAACCUCCUCGACAACUUCCUGAUCAAGAACUGCAACGACACCCAGCACGAGAGCAAGGUCUUCUACCUAAAAAUGAAGGGCGACUACUACCGUUACCUGGCGGAGGUGGCCACAGGUGAAAAGAAAGCCACGGUGGUGGAGUCUUCUGAGAAGUCCUACAGCGAGGCCCAUGAGAUCAGCAAAGAGCACAUGCAGCCUACGCACCCCAUCCGUCUGGGUCUGGCGCUCAAUUACUCCGUCUUCUACUACGAGAUCCAGAACGCACCUGAGCAGGCCUGCCAUCUGGCCAAGACGGCUUUCGACGACGCGAUCGCCGAACUGGACACCCUGAACGAGGACUCCUACAAAGACUCCACGCUCAUCAUGCAGCUCCUGCGAGACAACUUGACGCUCUGGACGAGUGACCAACAAGACGACGAGGGAGGCGAAGCCAACAAUUAAACGCUGAAGAAAAGAGAAAAUCUUUGAGACCCUUUUCCUCUCAGCCGUAACAUAAAACACGCGUGCUCACACAACAAAGAAAAACUAAAAAAAGUAUAAGUUACAUGAAAAAUUCACAAAAGGGAGCAUAUGAUGGAACUGUGUCAGCCAUGUUUGCUGAUUGCAAAGCAGCGCAGUUUUCUUUAUUAUCCACAAAAUUACAAUUGAGAGAAAUAUGCUAGUUAUAAAGAACGGUAUAUCCAAAAAAUAUAUAAUUAAGAAGUAGCUUAAAAAGAAUAAAUUAAACUUCUCGUUCUGGAACGUUGACUCAACACUUUGAGGAAGAAGCUUGUCAGUACGUCAGUCGUUUCUAAAUGGCUGAAAGGUUACACUAAACCAAUAAGUACUGAUCGUGUAGUGAUAUAUGAAGUGGAGCUGCUUAUAUUCAUUUACAUUGUGAGUAAAGAGUACUUUAAAGCGACAAGAGUGGGCUUAAAAAAAAUAAGUGAAAACUUGAAAUGUUCUCACCUCGCAAAAGUAGGCUGCACUGGGCGUAAACGGUGUGUUUUUGUCUGAUAUACGUUUAUAGGGUACUGAAUGGCACCCACUAAUGUUUGAAAGUCAUUCAUGUCAAACUGGUUAUCUGUGCCAUUUAUGAUACACAUCGUUAGUAUGCAUCUCACCUCGAAACUACACAAAACUACUGUAUUACAGUAAUGUUGAUUAGGUAAAUAACAAUUAUGACUUCCUUAGUAAAUAUAUUGCCUUUUCAAUCCAAAGCUAAAACUUUUUUCCAAUCAUUUUUAUUAUCACUAUUAUUAUGGAUACUUUUUGAAAAAUUAUCAAGCCUGACCCACACUGUACAAAAAAAUAAUUUGAUUUGAUUUUUAAUGUACUGAAGAGUUGUUCUAAACAUUAUAGAGAAAAAACAACAACAACAACAACAACAACAAAAACAAAUGAGGCAAGAAAUGAAAUUCACAAAAAGAAAGAAAAAAACUAAAAUGCCCAAUGCUUAGCAGAAAAGCAAUGCCUAGUCACUUGGUUUGAUACACUCACUUAAUAUUGGUACAAUAGGUUAUUUUUUGUUAUUCAAAUAAUUUUUUUUUUACAUAUUUGACAGUGCACAGGCAUAAAAUUGCUUUGGUUGUUUUUUAUUAUUAUUAUUAUUCCCAUGAAAUGCACCGAUGGUUUCUCAGUGUAGGACAACUACAGCUCCAAUAUUCUUCAUAAUACAAUAUUGUGCAUGCUGGUGAUGUAUUUAUAUACCAUAGCUUGACUUUAUUAACUUUAAAAACUGCAGAUGUUAUGUAUUCCUAUGAACAUGAAAUGACAAGUGUUGAAUCUGAUUAUUUUCUAUUUAUUACUUUAUAUUGGAUUGUUUCAAUCUCUUAUUAUUAUUUUUUUCCUUGUAUUAUUCUUUCCUUGCUGAAGUACGCUAUACCAAAAGUGUGUGUUUACCAUGAAUUAAUCUGUUAUGGAUGUUGCUCUAGUGACAUGCGAUUCUUGUAUUUGGUUUUUAAUAAACAAAAAAAGGAAGGGUAAAAGAAAGAGAGAGAGAAAUCACCACUUCUGGUGUUUUUUUGUCAUGGUAAAUUAUGAUUACAUUGUGAAACAAUUAAUGUAGUUCUUAAAAUUCCUUUUCUGUGCUUUAUUCUGUCAAAUUCUACUGUGAGAUAUUUGAGAUGUGCUGUAAUAUUAGUUUUUUUUCUCCUCAGAAUGUUUAUGUAAGAACAGGGAACCUAUUCUUAUUAUUUCUGUUUUUUUUUUUUCGUCUAAUGGUAUCUUAAAUGUAAGUCGAGUAGUGGUUGCACAAAAGAAACAAUGAUAAUAAUAAUGAUAAUAAAAAAAUAAAAAAUGAAUGUGCUCUUCUAACCACCA